Bipolaris maydis ATCC 48331 is the source of this 213-nucleotide messenger RNA. The record is from RefSeq and is a predicted model, not a curated record. NCBI's taxonomy places the organism in Eukaryota, Fungi, Ascomycota, Dothideomycetes, Pleosporales, Pleosporaceae.
AUGCAGUUGCCCGAAGUUAGACUUCUCACUUUGCAAUUUAAUUUAGGUUGGUAUGCUGUCUCAUCUUCAGCUGCCCUUCCCGUCGAUCUACCUACAGCGUAUCAAACGGCUAGAGGUUACCAAUGCUCGCAAAAGCUACGCUUUAUUGCCCUCAAAGCGGUCCUCCCCCAGGCCUCCAGCUUGUCAGGUGCCCAUGUUUCCUUGGUGGAUUAG